Kalmanozyma brasiliensis GHG001 is the source of this 2088-nucleotide messenger RNA. RefSeq names its product Zinc finger, RING-H2-type. The coding region runs from base 1 to 2088 and encodes 695 amino acids. Gene Ontology annotation, molecular function: zinc ion binding. The record is from RefSeq and is a predicted model, not a curated record. Gene Ontology annotation, cellular component: cytoplasm. NCBI's taxonomy places the organism in Eukaryota, Fungi, Basidiomycota, Ustilaginomycetes, Ustilaginales. The transcript has a single exon.
AUGCCGGCGAACAGCUUCAUGUCGUGGGUCACCCGCCCGCGCAUCUACGCCUACGGCAUCAUAUCCACCCUCGCCGCCCUCUACACCGUCGCCCUCGCUUUCGAUGAGCGGAGCAACUUCUACGCCGCCGUCGUCUUCCUCGGUCGCUCCAACGGCUGCCUGCUCGUCCUUCUCAACUUCCUCCUCGUCAUAGCGCUCGUUGCAGGUCGCAUCCUGCAGCUGCUCUACUUCGGUCAAUUGCGACGGAGCGAGGUGGAGCUCGUCUGCGAGCGAUCCUGGUACAGCCUCGUCGGCACCUUGCUGGCGGUCUCGAUCUUCAGGGAUGACUUUAGCGUCUCCUUCGUCAUCCUCUUUGGCGUGCUGCUGUUUCUCAAGAUCUUUCACUGGUUGUCCGCCGAACGGGUCGCUUCCAUCAUGCAGUCACCAAGCGUGCCAAGGAUCUUUCAUGCCCGCAUGGUCUCGAUCCUCACCACGCUGCUCAUCGCUGACCUGCUGCUCGUCGGGUUUUCCCUGCAGAUGCUGCUGGUCAAGAAGGUCAAGAUUGGGAUGAUGGUGUUGUUCACCUCGGAAUUCAUCAUCCUCACCGCGCUGUUGGGGAACACAAUAGCCCAGUAUGCGCUCAAUUGCAUCGACAUGGCCCGGGAAGAACCGUGGGAGGCCAAAUCUCUCUACGUCCUCUACGUCGACCUUGCCCACGAUAUCGUACGUCUUUGCACCCAUGGCUACUUCUUCAUCCUCCUCACUCGACUCUACGGUAUACCACUCUCGCUCAUCCACGACCUGUACAGCGCGGGUCGAAGCUGCACCGUCAAGGUCAAAGCGUUGGUGCGGUACCGGCAGGCGGUGCGGAAGAUGGAGACCAAGUACCCCAACGCCACCGCAACGGAUCUGGCUAGCACAGAUGGGACGUGCAUCAUCUGUCGCGAGGACAUGGUGGCUCUGUCCCCCGAAGACGCAGCGGCCCCGGCGGAGGUGACAAAUGUCACACCGAAAAAGUUGAGUUGCGGACACAUCUUCCAUUUCCGUUGUUUACGGUCGUGGUUGGAGCGCCAACAGAGCUGUCCGACGUGCAGGAGGAUGAUCUUGGAUGACGAACCGGAGGUGCCUGCGCCAGUCGCACCCGCAACACCACAGCAGCAGCCAGCAGCACCACUGACAGACGCGGCGACGCCAGCCGAGGGUACGGGUACGAACCCGCAGACCACGGCAGCGGAGGAAGCGUACGACCACCGCCUGCAGGGCUUCCUCUCGCGUCUCCAGUCGGACCUGCGAAAGGUGAGGGAGGAAGGCAAUGUCUCCGCUCGUCAGGCGGCAUCGAGCAGACGUAGGACGGGGAGUCGUAGUGGACGGUCGACGCCGCGAUUGGCGGGUACGAGUGGCUCAAAUGGUGGGACGGGUUUGUUCGGAUCGUCCAGGUAUGGAAGGAUCAACGGCAAUGGAGCAGGCUUGUCGAGCGGGUUCUUGCCCUCGCAGGCCGGUGGAGAGGAGGUAGGCGCAGGAGGGCUGUGGAUGCCGCCGCCGCCAUCAACGCUCUACCCCGGCGGGCGGAGAUCAGCACCCGUCAACGGCAUCGCAUCGCAAUCGUCACCUCAACCCACCCCGGGCGACGCAGACGCCGACUCAAAGGGCAAAGGCAAAGCGCGCGAGGACGACCCUUCCGACCCGCUCGACCCGAAAGAAGCCAUCCGACAAGCCACGCUUCGACGCUUCGGCAUCCCCUCCGCUACCACCUCCUCGCCCUCCGCCCCUACCGACACACCGAACAGCGAGGCGAUAGGCAUGAUCCCGCUCUUCGACCCGACGACCAUCCCAGACUUUUCAGCGCACCAGGCGAGCCUCCCACACGCGCUGCUCGCCCGCCCUGCUCCGAGUGGAGAGAGGGCAAGCGCGGAUCUGUCAGCCGUGCUGGACGCCCAGACGCGCGCAGUGCAUCACCAGAUCGCACUGCUUACGGGCAUCCAGGCGAGAAUCGAUACGGUCAUUGCUGAUCUGACCAAUGUGUUGGAUGGGGUGGAUGCGGCUGGGUACGCGAGGUCAACACAGGACGCGACCGCGGGGAUGGGUGAUACGAACAGCACGUCACAUUGA